This is a messenger RNA of Phlebotomus argentipes, 429 nucleotides long. Its product is annotated as lachesin-like. Gene Ontology annotation, cellular component: neuron projection membrane. Gene Ontology annotation, biological process: synapse organization. The record is from RefSeq and is a predicted model, not a curated record. The transcript has a single exon. The coding region runs from base 1 to 429 and encodes 142 amino acids. Lineage: Eukaryota; Metazoa; Arthropoda; Insecta; Diptera; Psychodidae.
AUGAAUUCUCAAAUCGUUGCUCUGCUAGUGAUUCUGGGCGUGAGUCUUGGUCAAAAGACUCCCUCAAUCUCUUCCAUAACGCCACACCAGAUCAAGGAUGCAAAAGAGUCUGUGGAUCUUCAAUGCUCCGUGCUAAAUCUGAGCGAUUUCCCUGUGAUUUGGAAAAAGAAGAGUCAAAGUGGCGGAAUUAUUUUGUCUUCGGGCGAAUAUCUCAUUGACAGAGAUUCUCGAUACGACAUUCUCUAUGACAAAUCCUCGUCGACGUUCACACUGAAGAUCAAGGACCUCGAGGAGUCGGACGCGGGAACUUAUCAGUGUCAGAUCUUGCUCUCGGCAGUGUACCAGAUAACAGCCGAAGUGGAAUUGCAGGUGCGAAGAGCUUCUGACAAAUAUUCUCACAACCCAACGCAGUCUAGUGAGAGUGAAUAG